CAAAGGAGACUUGAGUAAUUAGAAAGUGGAUGCCCCAGGCUCUGUCACAAACACCUGGAUUCCAGCUGGAACCUGGAUUUGCUGGGGACACCAGCCAGAGAGACAGGACCAUGUGGCUGUCCCUAGUUCUGCUCCUUCUCUACCUCUCAGGCUCUUUGUCCUUGACGGGCCCCGACUCUGUGAUGGGCACCUUGGGUGGCUCUCUGAGUGUGCACUGUCAGUACGAAAAGAAAUACCAGGAGUAUAACAAAUACUGGUGCCGAGGAAACUAUGACAUAACAUGUGAGAAUAUUGUGGAGACCAAGGGAAAAGAGAAAGAAGAGAGGAGUGGGCGCGUGACCAUCAGAGACCAUGCAGAUAACCUCACCUUUAUAGUGACCAUGGAGAACCUCACUGCAGAUGAUGCUGGAUCCUACUGGUGUAAAAUUCAGAAAAUAUGGUUCCUGGACAUGUGGUCAUAUGACCCUUCAGUUCAGGUUAAGGUAUCUGUUUUUGAAGCACCAAGUAAAACCACAGAGAGGACCACAUGUCAAGCUGCAUCUGCUGGCUUUCUGGGACCGAACACCAAGCAGAACCUCAGCACCGAGGAGGUGUUGACCUGCUCCGGGUCCUUGCUCAGCAGUGUCCACUUCUUGCUCUUGGUCUUCCUGAAGCUGCCCCUGUUUUUGACAUUGGUGGGUGCCGUCCUCUGGGUGAACAGGCCUCAGAAGGGCUGUGGAGGAAGUCAGCCUGAUGAGAAAACCCCACAACAUAGUGCAUCGCUCCCAGGAAUAUAACCCUUCAGAGUGGAAAGAGAGACCUUCAGAAUUCAGACUCCAGGGCAGGGGGGUAGCAGUGCCUGGAUUCUGGAGACACUCAGGUCUUCUGGGAGUAUGGUUCCUGUGUUUCGAGGGAGAAUCCUGGGCCUUAGAGGACACUUGCUUUGAGUCCUCAGAUACAGGGAGGAUGAGUCUCCUGGGCUCAUGCUUGGGGUCCUUCUCUGCCCCAGAUCCUGUAGGUCCUUGCCCUCAUGCCUACUUCCCAAGGGCAAGAAUUCUCUGGAAGUUGCAAGAAAUCCUGACCCUUUAUGCUUCUCCUUGCCACAAAAGCUUCUCAGCUAAGUGCUCUCCUGGACAAUAACCACCUCCUUCCUGCAGCCCAGAGGCUCCUUGAAGAUUCACCCUUCACAGCCUCAGUCCUUGGGCUCACAGGGCUUCAAGCUCACGUAUGUCCCUGUGAUCAGGGAGUGUAUGGCUGGGCUCAGCACAUCUCUGCCUGAGCCAACCAUGACUGAGAAACUUUAGAUUAAACUUCUGGGGCUGAUUGGAACAGUAGUGGGAAGAGGCAAUAGGUGCCCCUAACAUCACUCCUGAAAUCCCCCAAUCUGGAGGGCCUCCUGUCCACAGAGUUGAUGGACGGUCUACUUUAGUAGAAGUCUGGCUGAAGCCACAUGUCAGGUUGGUGUUUUCCACAGGAGAAGCAGACAUGGUUUUCCAAAGACAGGGUACAGGACACAGAAGUGAGGAGAUACUUCCCCACAUUGGAAUGUCAUGAUGCCACAGCCACCAGGAGGCACACCAGCCCCGGAAAGGGCUUGGUUGGUUUUGAAUGCUUGUCAAUGGCUCCUCAGCUUCCAGAAAACACUCUGAGCUCCUGAGCCCUGUGUCCAUAGGCAGGGCUGCCACACAUGGAACCUGAGCCCUGGCAUGGCUUCCACAAGGGCAGGGCCACUCAUGGCAGAGGAGAGCUGCAAGUGGCCCAGGACUCCACCGAAGAAGAAGUUCAACCAAAGAGGCAUAUAUGGACCAAAUAAUAAAACAAAGACAAGCCGAUGUAGGAAACACAAUGGUGGG
This is a messenger RNA of Nyctereutes procyonoides (raccoon dog), 1832 nucleotides long. RefSeq names its product CD300e molecule (gene CD300E). The transcript has 4 exons. Gene Ontology annotation, cellular component: plasma membrane. The record is from RefSeq and is a predicted model, not a curated record. Bases 30 to 776 code for a protein of 248 amino acids. Lineage: Eukaryota; Metazoa; Chordata; Mammalia; Carnivora; Canidae. Gene Ontology annotation, molecular function: transmembrane signaling receptor activity.